Molecule: messenger RNA, 1952 nt
Organism: Oreochromis niloticus (Nile tilapia)
Lineage: Eukaryota; Metazoa; Chordata; Actinopteri; Cichliformes; Cichlidae
Product: endoplasmic reticulum chaperone BiP-like
Exons: 8
Coding region: 23-1930 (635 amino acids)
Molecular function (GO): ATP binding; ATP-dependent protein folding chaperone
Source: RefSeq, a predicted model, not a curated record
AUUGGAGAACAAACAAACAAAGAUGAAGCUGUUGUGGGUUGUAAUGCUGCUAGUCAGCACUGUGUUUGGUGCCGCCGCCGAUUACAAGAGGAAGAACAUUGGGACUGUGAUUGGGAUUGAUCUGGGGACCACAUACUCAUGUGUUGGAGUGUUCAAGAAUGGGCGUGUGGAGAUUAUUCCCAAUGACCAGGGAAACCGAAUCACCCCCUCCUAUGUGGCCUUCACCAGUGAAGGUGAGCGUCUGAUAGGCGAUGCUGCCAAGAAUCAGCUGACCUCUAACCCUGAGAACACCAUUUUUGAUGCCAAGAGGCUGAUUGGUCGCACAUGGGGUGACUGGUCUGUGCAGCAGGACAUCAAGUACCUGCCCUUCAAGGUUAUUGAGAAGAAGAGCAAGCCCCAUAUCCAGGUUGACAUUGGUGGUGGCCAGAUGAAGACCUUUGCUCCUGAGGAGGUCUGUGCUAUGGUGCUGACUAAAAUGAAGGAGACUGCUGAGGCUUACCUGGGCAAGAAGGUCACACAUGCUGUGAUCACUGUCCCAACCUACUUCAAUGAUGCCCAGCGCCUGGCCACUAAGGAUGCUGGUACCAUUGCUGGUCUGAAUGUUAUGCGAAUCAUCAAUGAGGCAACUGCUGCUGGUAUUGCUUAUGGCCUGGACAAGAAGGAUGGAGUGAAGAACAUUCUUGUCUUUGAUCUGGGCGGUGGCAGCUUUGAUGUUUCUAUUCUGACCAUUGACAAUGGUGUGUUCGAAGUGGUAGCCACCAAUGGUGACACUCAUCUGGGAGGUGAGGACUUUGACCAGCGUAUCAUGGAGCACUUCAUCAAGCUGUACAAGAAGAAGACUGGCAAAGAUGUGAGCAAAAACAACCGUGCUAUGCAGAAGCUGCGUCACGAGGUCGAGAAUGCCAAGAGGGCGCUGUCUGCCCAGCACCAAGCCCAUAUUCAGAUCGAGUACUUCUUUGAGGGAAAAGACUUCUCUGCGAACCUGACUCGUGCCAAGUUUGAGGAGCUGAACAUGGACCUGUUCCGGUCCACCCUGAGGUCUGUACAGAAAGUGCUGGACGAUGCUGACUUGAACAAGUCUGAUAUUGAUGAGAUAGUCCUGGUUGGAGGCUCCACCCGUAUCCCCAAAAUCCAGCAGCUGGUGAAGGAGUUCUUCAAUGGCAAAGAGCCAUCUAGAGGCAUCAACCCUGAUGAGGCUGUGGCAUACGGAACUGCUGUGCAGGCGGGUGUGCUUUCUAGAGAGGACAUUGGUGAUGUGCUUCUUCUGGAUGUGUGCCCCAUGACCCUUGGUAUUGAGACUGUUGGAGGAGUAAUGACCAAGCUGAUCCCCAGGAACACAGUGGUGUCCACCAAAAAAGCCCAGACCUUUUCUACAGCGUCUGAUAACCAGCAUACUGUCACCAUCAAAGUCUAUGAAGGUGAGCGUCCUUUGACCAAAGACAACCAUUUCCUGGCUACCUUUGACCUGACUGGCAUCCCCCCUGCUCCUCGUGGUGUGCCGCAGAUCAAAGUCACCUUUAAAAUUGAUGUCAACGGCAUUUUGUGUGUCACUGCUGAGGACAAGGCCACAGGCAACAAGAACAAUAUCACAACUGACCAGAACUGGCUAACACCUCAGGACAUCAAACGCAUGGUGAAUGACGCCGAGCGCUUUGCUGAGGAAGACAAGAAGGUGAAGGAGAGGAUCAAUGCUCACAAUGAGCUGGAGGGCUACGCAUACUCCCUGAAGAACCAGAUUGAAUCCAUUGAGAAGGCAGUGGAGGAGAAGAUUGAGUGGUUGGACUCUCACCAAGAUGCCGACCUGGACGACUUCCAGGCCAAGAAGAAGGAGCUUGAGGAAGUGGUUCAGUCCAUUAUCAGUAAGACCUGUGGUAGUGCAGGUGGUCCACAACCAGAGGGCAGAAAGCAAAAUGAGAAGGAUGAGUUGUAGGCAGGUCUGAAGUCUUAUCACU